GAUUCCUAAAGAUAAACCAACAGGACAAUUUGCUGCCGGACGAAGUGAUUUUGCGAGUUGCCACAGAUCAUUCCAAGGUCAACAAGGCACUUCAAAGUUAUACCGUCGACGCUAGGGUUGGCGGAGACGUGCAUGAAAAUAACAAACUACAAAAACAAGCCCAACAGCGGGUGAACGCCGCGAGGAUCGUCUUUACGACUUGCGCUGGUGCUGGGCUCGGCACACUUCGUAAAGUGAACUUCGACACGGUACUUAUUGACGAAGCAUCUCAAAUUACGGAACCUUGCGCUCUCAUUCCUUUGGUGAAGGGAAGUGAGAGGGUGGUCCUCGUUGGAGACCAGUAAGUGGUCUUGCGUCCUACUGUGAAGCCCAUGGGGAAAGCUCUGGAGUACGACGUUUCCCUAAUGGAGAGACUGUACACCGCAGAUCCCCAUCCCGGUACCGUUAAGACAAUGUUAAACGUCCAGUAUCGGUUCCCAAAAGAACUUGCUCAAUUCCCUUCGACGGAGUUCUACAACGGCGAACUACAAUCUCAUAUUCAGGAUAGUGAUGAAGUCCUCGGCGUUCUACUCAGUACAGCUUUCCCUUGGCCUUGCAGGGCUGGGUUAACGGGUAUCAUUCCCACCGUCUUCGUGCAGUGUGAUACAGAAGAGACCAUGGGGUCGUCCUCCAAAGGAAACGAAGGCCAGGCUGAGUUGGCCGCUCGCAUCGUGUCCAUGUUGCAGUCGCCUGCUAGAGAAGCAGAAGACAAACCGAAGCUGUCUAUAGCUGCUCUAUCACCCUACACCAGACAGGUCGCCAUGCUCAAGGAGGGCCUCCCAUCGUCUGUCACUUGCGCCACGAUUGAUUCAUUCCAAGGCAGAGAAAGCGACAUCGUUGUUUUCUGUACAGUCCGUUGUAAUGCGAGUCGAGAGAUUGGGUUUGUGGAAGACCAUAGGAGGCUUAAUGUGAUGUGGACUCGAGCAAGGCUAGGGCUCAUCAUCAUCGGGAACAAGGCGACGAUGACAGAGACGAACGCUUUGUGGAAGAGAGCCAUUGGUUCGUGCACUGAAGUGAAACUCCCGCCACUCCCGGAACCAGCGACCUAAUGGAUAUAUCAUCGAUGUAUCACCCAUGACAUCAACGCAGGGAAAGGUUGAUAGUAGGAUACACUCUGUACGAGAGCCAUACAAGUAGUAAAGAGGGA
This is a messenger RNA of Pisolithus orientalis, 1186 nucleotides long. Its product is annotated as AAA domain-containing protein. The record is from RefSeq and is a predicted model, not a curated record. Gene Ontology annotation, molecular function: 5'-3' DNA helicase activity. The coding region runs from base 372 to 1088 and encodes 238 amino acids. Lineage: Eukaryota; Fungi; Basidiomycota; Agaricomycetes; Boletales; Pisolithaceae. The transcript has 3 exons.